This is a messenger RNA of Aureococcus anophagefferens, 795 nucleotides long. RefSeq lists its product as hypothetical. The transcript has 2 exons. Lineage: Eukaryota; Pelagophyceae; Pelagomonadales; Pelagomonadaceae. The record is from RefSeq and is a predicted model, not a curated record. The coding region runs from base 1 to 795 and encodes 264 amino acids.
AUGCCGCGCCUCGUCUCCAAGAAGUUGCAAGCCAGCGACGCGCGCCACUUCGUCGGCGACACCAUGUUCGACCGCUGCGCGCGCGCGACGUGCGCCGCCGGCGUCAACAUGCCGAAAAAGGAGCUGCUGGAGAACUGGACCCUCGCGAGCAUGAUCCACGACCGCGCCGCGCCGCCCGCGCGCGUCGUCGACGUCGCUUCCGGCCACGGCCUCCUGGGCUGGUUCCUCCUCGCGCUCUGCGCGGCGUCGCGGCGACCAAACGUCUUCGCCGUCGACCGGCGCAUGCCCGACUCGGCGGCGGCGCUCCGCGACAGCUUCGGCGAAGCGUUCCCGGCGCUGCCCGCGCGGCACCGCUACGUCGUCGCGGACGCGGCGGACGUCGACGCGCGCGGCGGCGACACGCUCGUGCUCGCGCUCCACGCCUGCGGCGGCCUCUCGGACCUCGUCAUCGACGCGGCCGUCGGCGGCGGCGCGAGCCUGUGCCUCGUGCCCUGCUGCCACUCGCUGAAAACGGCGAAGAUGGCGCCGGAGCGGCUCGCGGCCGCGCGGCGCGCCGUCGACGGCGGCGCGGGGCUCGACGAGGCGCUCGACGGACAGCGGGUGGCCUACCUCGAGGAACGCGGCAUGGUCGUCGACGCGACGAAGCUGCCCGAGGACAUCACGCCGAAGAACACGGUCCUCUUCGCGGCGCCCGGCGUCGCGGCGCCGCGCUCCCGGACGACGGCCGUGCCCAUCUUCGGCGCGGCGCCGCGCGCGCUCCCGCGGCCGCCGUCCGCGUGGCGGUCCCUAACGUGA